AGUCCCCAGCCCGAGCGCGGAGCGGCCAAGCGGGAGGGAGGCCGGGCCGCCCGCGCGGUCUCGUACCCUCCUCGCGCGCCCAGCACCCCGCUUGCCCAGCGGCCGCUCGGAAGCUCAGCCCGCCCGCCCCAUCCAGGCGCCGUGGCGGGCUAGCCGGGAAGCGAGCGGCUGACAAGUUGAGGCGCGCACAGGCGGCGGGCCGCGGGCACCGUGCGCCUCGGGAAGGGUGGCCGCCGCUCCGGGCUCCGCACCCCGGGCGCACUUGGGCGAUGGCUUCCCCGCCGCCGCGGCUGCGUCUUCGCCCUCGCCGCUACCUCCUGCUGCUGCUUCUCCCCGGGCUCCUGCUACCUCUCUGUGAUGCCUUCAACCUAGACGUAGACAGUCCUGCCGAGUACGCUGGCCCCGAGGGAAGUUACUUCGGCUUCGCAGUGGACUUUUUCGUGCCCAGCGCGUCUUCGAGGAUGUUUCUUCUGGUGGGAGCUCCCAAAGCGAAUACCACCCAGCCUGGGAUUGUAGAAGGAGGACAAGUCCUCAAAUGUGAUUGGUCUUCUACCCGCCGAUGCCAGCCAAUCGAAUUUGAUGCAACAGGCAAUAGAGAUUAUGACAAGGAUGACCCGUUGGAAUUUAAGUCACAUCAGUGGUUUGGAGCAUCUGUGAGGUCAAAACAGGAUAAAAUUUUGGCCUGUGCUCCCUUGUACCACUGGAGGACCGAGCUGAAGCAGGAGAGAGAGCCUGUGGGGACGUGCUUUCUUCAAGAUGGAGCAAAGACUGUUGAGUAUGCGCCAUGCAGAUCAAAAAAUAUUGAUGCUGAUGGACAGGGAUUUUGUCAAGGAGGAUUCAGCAUUGAUUUUACUAAAGCUGAUAGAGUACUUCUUGGUGGUCCUGGUAGCUUUUAUUGGCAAGGGCAGCUCAUUUCGGAUCAAGUGGCAGAAAUUGUAUCUAAAUAUGACCCCAAUGUUUACAGCAUCAAGUAUAAUAACCAAUUAGCAACUCGAACUGCACAAGCCAUUUUUGAUGACAGCUAUUUGGGUUAUUCUGUAGCUGUUGGAGAUUUCAACGGUGAUGGCAUAGACGAUUUUGUUUCAGGAGUUCCAAGAGCAGCAAGGACCUUGGGAAUGGUUUAUAUUUACGAUGGGAAAAACAUGUCCUCCUUAUACAAUUUUACUGGUGAGCAGAUGGCUGCAUAUUUUGGAUUUUCUGUAGCUGCCACUGACAUUAAUGGAGAUGAUUAUGCAGAUGUGUUUAUUGGAGCUCCACUCUUCAUGGACCGAGGCUCUGAUGGCAAACUCCAGGAGGUGGGACAGGUCUCCGUGUGUCUGCAGAAAGCCUCUGCUGACUUCCAGGUGACCAAGCUGAACGGAUUGGAGGUUUUUGCACGCUUUGGCAGCGCCAUCGCUCCUUUGGGAGAUUUGGAUCAGGAUGGGUUCAAUGAUGUUGCAAUUGCUGCUCCUUAUGGGGGUGAAGAUCAGAAAGGAAUUGUGUAUAUUUUCAAUGGAAGGUCUACGGGCUUGAAUGCGAUACCAUCUCAAAUCCUUCAAGGCCAGUGGGCUGCUCGGAGCAUGCCACCAAGCUUUGGCUAUUCCAUGAAAGGAGCCACAGAUAUAGACAAAAAUGGCUAUCCAGACUUAAUUGUAGGAGCUUUUGGAGUAGAUCGAGCUGUGUUGUACAGGGCCAGACCGGUUAUCACUGUAAAUGCUGGCCUUGAAGUAUACCCUAGCAUUUUAAAUCAAGACAAUAAGACCUGCCCAUUGCCUGGGACAGCUCUGAAAGUUUCCUGUUUCAAUGUCAGGUUCUGCUUAAAGGCAGAUGGCAAAGGAGCGCUUCCUAGGAAACUUAACUUCCAGGUGGAGCUUCUUUUGGAUAAACUCAAGCAAAAGGGAGCAAUUCGACGAGCGCUGUUUCUCCAUAACAGGUCCCCAGGUCAUUCCAAGAACAUGACUAUAUUCAGAGGGGGACAGAUGCAGUGUGAAGAACUGAUAGCUUAUCUCCGGGAUGAAUCUGAAUUUAGGGACAAACUCACUCCAAUUACUAUUUUUAUGGAGUAUCGCUUGGAUUAUAGAACAGCUGCUGAUGCAACAGGUUUACAACCCAUUCUUAACCAAUUCACUCCUGCCAACGUUAGCCGACAGGCACAUAUUCUGCUUGAUUGUGGUGAAGACAAUGUCUGCAAACCUAAGCUGGAAGUUUCUGUACAGAGUGAUCAAAAGAAGAUCUAUAUUGGGGAUGACAACCCUCUGACAUUGAUUAUUCAGGCUCAGAAUCAAGGGGAAGGUGCCUACGAGGCUGAGCUCAUUGUUUCCAUUCCGCCGCAGGCUGAUUUCAUCGGGGUUGUUCGAAACAGUGAAGCCUUAGCAAGACUUUCCUGUGCAUUUAAGACAGAGAACCAAACCCGCCAGGUGGUGUGUGAUCUGGGAAAUCCGAUGAAGGCGGGAACCCAACUCCAAGCAGGCCUUCGUUUCAGCGUGCACCAGCAAUCAGAAAUGGAUACUUCUGUGAAAUUUGAUUUACAAAUUCAAAGCUCCAAUCUUUUUGACAGAGUAAGCCCGAUUGUAUCUUACAAAGUGGAUCUUGCUGUUUUAGCUGCUGUUGAGAUAAGAGGAGUCUCCAGUCCCGACCAUAUCUUUCUUCCAAUUCCAAAUUGGGAACACAAGGAAAAUCCUGAGACGGAAGAAGAUGUUGGACCAGUUGUUCAGCACAUCUAUGAGCUGAGAAACAAUGGUCCAAGUUCAUUCAGCAAGGCAAUGCUAAACCUCCAGUGGCCCUAUAAAUAUAACAAUAAUACUUUAUUGUACAUUCUUCAUUAUGACAUUGAUGGGCCAAUGAACUGCACUUCAGAUGUGGAGAUCAAUCCUUUGAAAAUUAAGAUCUCAUCUUUGCAAACAACUGAGAAGAAUGACACAGUUGCUGGGCAGGGUGACCGGAACCAUCUCAUCAUGAGGCGGGAUCUCGCCCUCGCUGAAGGUGACGUUCACACUUUGGGUUGUGGAAUUGCUCAGUGCUUGAGGAUUGUAUGCCAAGUUGGGCGACUGGACCGAGGCAAGAGUGCAAUCCUGUAUAUAAAGUCACUAUUGUGGACUGAAACCUUUAUGAAUAAGGAAAACCAGAACCAUUCAUAUUCACUGAAGUCAUCUGCUUCAUUUAAUGUCAUCGAGUUUCCGUAUAAGAAUCUUCCAAUUGAGGAUAUUUUUAAUUCCACAUUGGUUACCACUAACGUCACCUGGGGCAUUCAGCCAGCACCCAUGCCUGUGCCUGUGUGGGUGAUCAUUUUAGCAGUUCUGGCAGGAUUGUUGUUACUCGCUGUUUUGGUAUUUGUCAUGUACAGGAUGGGCUUUUUUAAACGAGUCCGGCCACCUCAAGAAGAACAAGAAAGAGAACAGCUUCAACCUCAUGAAAAUGGGGAAGGAAACUCUGAAACUUAGCUGCAGUUUACAACUUGUGUUUCAUCCUGACCCAUUAGAAUCACCAUCUUAGCAAGAUUCCAGAACUCUGCUCCCCACAACAUGAGAGCAGUGCAAGUGUUUGGAGAUCAAUAGUUCAGACAUAGAUUGAACACAAUAUACACCAACUUGUGUUUUUUUAGUUAUUUAAAUAAUAAAAUAUCAAGUGAUAGGUUUAAUUCAAUGUAGAUAGAACAGUAGUGCCUAAGUUAUACUUUAUAUAACAUAGUGCCUCCUUACGAAUGCUGUUUCUUUUUGUUUGUUUUUAACUAUUUUAAAGCAGUUGACAUUUGGAGAGUAGCAUCCUCAUCUUUUGGGUAGGUACGUAAUGUUAAUACAUAGACACUACAGUUGACUUUUCAAGAUACUAAAAAAUUUAUAAUUGAAUGGACUUGGAUUUUAAUAUCACCUGGUAGACUCUGAAAAAAAUUAUGAUGCUAUCAGUUUCUUUCUCAUGACUACAAAGGUACACUAUUUGUUUUAAUAUUAGGUACACACUAUUAAAUUCCUAUUUAUAUGUAAUCUGCAAUCUAUUUCAUUGCAUUGUUGCUUGUACGGAUUAUUUUCUGUGGCAAAUCCUCUAAGCAAGCCUAUGUUGAAAUUUAGUUCAAUAGUCAGAAGUGCUUCUCUAUGUGAUAGUUUAAUUUUAGCUAAACAUCAUGAAGCGUGAAUUAGUAUGGAGUUGAAAUUCAUUUCCAAAGUAUAGCUAAUCGAUUGCUUUAGUCUACUUGCGAUACAAAAAAGAAAGCAUUUUCAUUAAGACUUAUAUUUGUAGUUCUUAGAUGUGUAAUUGCUCUUUAGUAUUAUGUUUUUAAAGUAGAGCUGAAUUUUUAGUUGCUAAUUAAUUUAUUUUCCUUUUAUAUGUGUAUGUUUUCUUAUAUUUCCAAAACUGAUACUAAGUAUGGGUCAAAACCAAUGAGGAAUCUUUACAAGUAACAGGAAGCUUAAUUUCCCAUUUCUACUCUGUAAGAAUACUUGGCAUCAAAACUCAAAAGUUAGGUCACUGGUUGACUUCCAGUCACAGCUCUUGACUACUCACAUGUGUAUUAUCUUAAAUAAGCAAAGUAAUACGUAAAACCAGUCUCGGCUGUCAGAAUAACUGCUUAAAAGAUAUUUUUAUAAGCAGUUCAAUUUAUUAAAACCUUUAUAGGAUUUUUAAAGAUUUAUUCAUGUAAAUCACUUUUCUAGGAUUUUUAAUAAAGCCACGUAGUGACGAUUUAUAGCUUUAUAUGGCUGUAGGGUGUGACAUUUCUAAUGGACUAAAUAUUCACAGUUCCCCAAUGCCUGGGGGUAACUCAGCUGUUCCCAAUAAUGGUGUGCAUUAGGAAGGAUUCAGAGCUAUUUAGCUACUAUCCUCUCUAGGAAAUAACUGUUUCCCUUUAAAAAAAAACUGACCAUUUUACAUAUUUUUUGAAAAAACUCAGAUUUAUUUAUCAUUUCUCAUUAUAAUUUCAUGCACAAGUGAUUGAAUUAAGCUACAGAAAAUAUAUUCACGAAAUAGUCCAUUUAGGUGAAUUAUAGAAGUUGGAACAUACUCAAGUCCCUAUGAUUAGCUUUAGUGAAUUUAAAAAUCAGUAGAUUUUGGCACAUAGACUGUAGUAACUUUUAAAGCUCUUAGUCAUACAUGAUAAGUAUUUUAAUUAUCAAUCAAUUUAAGCAUUUUUAAGAAACAAAUGUUUUUAUUCUAGUCACCAGUCACUAAGUUGGUCUGAAACAAUUUUCACUUAUUGUCUUCCCACCUUACACUUCCCAUUCCUGAAAACAAAUGUUGGAUACAAAUUCACUGUUUAACACAAGCAAAAGUAGUUGUCUUUACAUGAUCUAUUCUGUCAUGUCCUGUAGCUCAGAUCAUUAGAGAUUAACAUGAUGUUUUAAAUUAUAAAGUUUAAUUUGAAGCAACAAUACCGAGUUCUCUUUCAAAAAAGUGACAAUUCAUCUCUACAGAAAUUUAGAGGACUAUAAUUUGAAACCCUGUUCCUUAAAGAAAAUUGGGAUUCUUUCUGUUUUAAAGUAGCAUGUAAGUACAUCUGAUUGGAUAUUAAAAUCAUUGUUUAUGGAAGCAGUUUUAAUCUGCAGGUAUCUCUUCAUGUAUUUCUCAUUUGUUGAAAACUAAAAUCCAUCUUGAAGUUUAAAAUGUUCCUAAUCCAAUAAUUUAAAAAACAUGAGUAAGCUAGAAAAUGCUGAAAGCAUUGGUACGGAAUAUAUGCUACCAGUAUUGAUUUCAUAUAUUGGCAUUGUUUUUUCAGGAUUGAUAGAUGAGAAAUCUUUAUGUGAGGACCCUUCUUCCCCUUUGUACCAAAUAAUGUUUCCUUAUUAAUUAUUUUAAUUUUGACCAAAUUCCUAAUGAUUCUGAAAAAUAAAUUAGUUAGUCAAACUAUUGCCAUAGUUCUACCUGUUUUGAAACUACUAAUUCAUACCUAGUUGUCAUUAAUGUGAUAUGUAUGUUUAUGCAAAGACUUUACAGGCUCCUUUAAAAAAAGCUGUAAAGGAUUUUUGAUAGUGAGUCAUGGCCCUAAGGCAGAUAUUUUUGUGGAAAAUAAAGUACAUAAUAGAUCAGCUGCUUUUUAUUAUGUAAAGAUAUUUUAUAAAUCAUAGCUCUUCUUAAAUUGCAGAAUGUAGUGAUAAACCUGGUGGAGACGAAUAACCUGUUUUUAUGAAAACUUGCAUGUGGCCAUUGUCUAUCUCACUGUCACCCUGUUUAUACCCUUGAUUAAGUUGUGUAUUUAAAAGUUUGAUAAAGAGAAAAACAGCAUUUUUAAAUUGAUCACAGGUCCAUCCAGAAAAGUGAAUGAAGUUAUUUGUGAGUACUUGGGAGGAUACCUCUUUUAACUUGUUGGUUGUCUAGUUUGAACAAUGAACUUCUGAUGUGCAGCAUGUAGUAUGUAUUUGUAUUUCAUUAUAAUUCCAAAAAUAUAAUGGGCUACUUGGGAGAGGUACUCAGUCUUUGAUUUUUUAUGUCAUUGUGCAAUAUAACAAUGUAACCAAGCUUAGAUAAUUUUGAAGUCCUUAAUAUAAGCAAAAUGUUAUUAAUAUGUUUUAUUUUUAGGUUGUGGAUAUACAGGUGAAGUUAUUUACCCCCCAAAUGAUCCAUCUUAUUUCAAGAUGGACAUGAACUAUGCCAUAGCAGUUUUUAAACUACUUUGAAAUACUUUAAGGUAACAUGGAAGCUGUGUAUAUCAAAUUAAUUUGCUGAGUAACAUAAAAAGUCUUUCUUUAGCUUUUCUUGUAAUCACCCACAUUGGGUGAGACAUAAAUGAAUCUUUUAAAAUCUGUCAUUUGCUAACUUAAUUCAAGUUAGUGAAAACUGGUACAGUGUUCUACUAGUUUCCAAUGUGUAACUUGUGACUGUAUAAUAAACUUGAGCAUAUGGUGCCA
Messenger RNA from Ochotona curzoniae (black-lipped pika), 6812 nucleotides. It is a transcript of the gene ITGAV, whose product is annotated as integrin subunit alpha V. The record is from RefSeq and is a predicted model, not a curated record. Gene Ontology annotation, biological process: integrin-mediated signaling pathway; cell-matrix adhesion; cell adhesion mediated by integrin. Gene Ontology annotation, molecular function: integrin binding. Lineage: Eukaryota; Metazoa; Chordata; Mammalia; Lagomorpha; Ochotonidae. Bases 270 to 3419 code for a protein of 1049 amino acids. Gene Ontology annotation, cellular component: external side of plasma membrane; integrin complex. The transcript has 30 exons.